AUGGGUUUUAGCCUCUCUUUGCUGGUUGGAGUGCUCUUGAUCCUAUUAUGGGAACUGGGAGGAGCUUUGCAUCUGCAUAGUGUCAACAAUAGCUUUAACGGUCUUUUGAAUGGAUUCGUAUUUGGGUUUUACUCUUCGAUUUCAGAAGCUUUUAUCUCUCUUACUGAUAUAGGAUACAUCUGUCUAUCCUCCAUUGUAUCCGUUUUCAUCCAUGAAGUUGGGCAUGCUCUUGCUGCUGCCAGUGAGGGUAUUCAGAUGGAAUACAUUGCGGUGUUUCUUGCAGCUUUGUUUCCAGGAGCUUUAGUGGCUUUUAAUUUGGAGGUAUUGCAGGCAUUACCCCGAAAUGCUGCUCUGCGAAUAUAUUGUGCUGGAAUCUGGCAUAAUGCUGCUUUUUGUGUGGUUUGUUCCCUAAUAUUAUUUCUGCUGCCGUUGGUCUUGGAGCCAUUUUACCUAUAUGGGGAAAGUCCCAUGGUCCUGAAUGUGUCUCAGAAGUCACCUUUGGCUGGACAUCUGGCUCCCGGAGAUUUGAUUGUCUCAUUAGGUAGUACUCGUGUUCAUUCUGUACAAGAGUGGAAAGACACAAUUGCUUUGUUCAAUGUACAGAUGCUUCAGAUUGGCAGUUCCAGGGAUUUUGAAAGCUCUCUUGCCAUCAGAGGCAGAACAGGGUAUUGCGUUCCCUCAUAUCUUAUUAGAGGGAGCAUAGAAAUUCAAACAGAAUGGCACGUCAAUGACACGACUUGUCCAAGUGAACUUUUUCCUUUUGUUUCUAUUCCGUGCGUGAAUUCUCAUAACUUUGAUGGUGUUACUUCCAAAGAUAAUCAUUUUGAGGGAACAGGAAGUAUUCGCUGCCUCAAUCCGAAGGAUGUUAUCAAGCUAAAAAAUUGUGGAAACCAUGAUAGAAGCAGUUGCUCAUGUUUGGAGGAUGAGUCUUGCUUGAGCCCAGUCCAGAAGCCAGGUUUGGCAUGGGUAGAAAUUACAUAUUCAAGGCCUUCAGUCUGCCAGAAGUCCCAAAUGAACUCCUUUCCAGAACACAAGCCUCAUAAAUCUGGAGAAAUGAACUGUACAUCGACCUUCACUUUUCUUGGUGACAUAAUCACCUUGGGGCAUGCUCUCCGGUUGACUUCAUAUCAACCUCGGUGGUCGAUUAACUUUGGUUCAUCUCUGCCUACUGUAUUGGAAAAGCUCUGUGUAUACGCCUUCCAUGUAUCCCUUGCUCUUGCUCUUCUCAACAGUUUACCAGUUUACUUUCUUGAUGGGGAAUGCAUCUUAGAGGUUAUCUUACAACAUUCUAGUUUUCUUAGGCAAAGGACAAGAAGAAGACUCCUUCAGUGGAUUUUGGCAGGAGGGACCUUCGUUUCUGUCCUUGUUUUCAUACAAACUUUUCUUUUCGUAUGGUAG
This is a messenger RNA of Oldenlandia corymbosa var. corymbosa, 1398 nucleotides long. Lineage: Eukaryota; Viridiplantae; Streptophyta; Magnoliopsida; Gentianales; Rubiaceae. The record is from the annotation of a GenBank genome assembly.